UAUUGAAUUUUGUUUGACUAAAAAUUAUUUAAUACAAAAAAUAGUAAAAAUUGAUAGCAAAAAAGAAACUGACCAUUAUUGUGAGUAUUUUGUCUUUUAUCAUCCAGGUAGAUUGACCGAGAACAUCAUCUAUUGUAAGGACACGUGUUCCAAAACAUUUCUGUGCGGGGUGUAUAUUUUAUUGUUAACGUCGGGGGGUAUCGAAACAACCAAUCGGCCGAAUAAAGUGUUUCCCAAAAUCAUUGAAAAUAAUACAAGAAUUCUGUAUUUUACAUAGUAAAUGUCCAAAAUAUUUUAGUAAUCCAUGACUUAAAAUGUUACCACCACCAAAAAAUUCUUAAAAUCCAGAAGUGUGGCCCCGAUAGUGUCAAUAGCUGGCCACUAUUUUAAACAGUAUACUUUGUCCUUUGUACGCGUACGGUUUUCGUCCUUACAUUUCUUCCUAUUUUCAAUUUUAUUAAAUUAAAGUUUAUUAUGGAGCACGAUCAUGGUAUGUAUACAUAUUAUAAAUUUACAGUUAAUAUGCGUAUUAUUUAAUUAUUCGAUUAACUUAGUAUUUAAUGAUUAUUUAUUUAAGAAAAUUGCACUGAACCCGUCCAACCUAACCGUAAUAAUUUUAUGGAGACUGAACCGCAAAUAUUUUUGCCCGAUGCGCAAGCAGGACCGUCAAACCAGUACCAAAAUGUACCUGUUCUAAUUAACGGACAAGACGUUAUGUUAAACAGUGUUUGGAAUUACGACGAUGAUAAUAUGAGCGUAGAUGUAUCGGAACCUGUGAAAAAUGAUGAGCUAUGCAAUGUACAAGAUCGUUGCGCUGUAGAUAGAAAUAAUGUUUGCGUUGAAAGGACUAACACUGCUGGAGAUAUCAAAAGAGCGCGUUUGGGUUUAGUAAAAAAACAAAGAUUCGUCAAAACCAGUUCGACCUUCAAUGGAUUGUUCACUAACUACUUUGCAAAAAACACUGAUAAUAUUCAAGACUUCAGUGUAUUAUUAAAGGCAAUCAAGUCUGAUUUAAUCAAAAUAUUAAAACUAUCGGUAGAAGAAAUUUGGAUUCAAUUCUGUAUAGAAGUAGAAGUGAUGUUUUAUGAAUCUAACGACAAAGACAAAUACCAAAUUAGAGCACUUAAAACAUCAACCAGACGGAUUGUUCUACCGUGUUAUGUAAACAAAGAGGUAAAACUUUCGUUUUCCAAAUUGAUGGAACAAAAGAUAUCAUACUCGAAGAAGUCAAGUAUUUUUCAUAUUUACGGAACUGUAUUAAAGAUAUUUAGUACAUGGCCGAUAUGUAGACCACAGACCCCACUCCUCGAACGUACGAUUGAUGAUUAUAUACUCGAGGACUUAAGUAACGAAGAGAAUGAUGAUGAUGAUGAUUUUAAUGAUUUUUUUUUUAAAUGAUAGUUAACAAAAUAACGACGAUCAAAAUUGUAAUUCUGUAAAUAAGUACAUUUUUUUUAAACUGACUCAUCUUUAUCACUAUUCUCACUAAAAUCAUCCAGAGUAAAAACGAUACGACAAAUUCUUAAAAGUCCGUUAAGCCGUCGUGUCACUUAAUUGAGUAGAAAGGUGAAAUAUCAGUAUAAUAAUAUGAUAAUUUUCACCGAUCAUUAGAGACACACAUACGUAUAAUAAUAAUUAAUUUUUAUAAUCGUAAAUUUUCAUUCGACAUUUGGUCGACAUUAGACCUAUUUCACACGGAUGCGUAUCAUAUAUUUACUCGUGAUUUUCAUACGUGAGCGUUUCAGUCGUUAGCGGCUUAUAUAGUAGACACUAAACAGUAGCGUGUAUUAACUUAACUAUAAUAUAAAUUAUAUCGUGUGUUUACGAAACGCGUCCACGUGAAAUGUGCCUUAAUCAUUUCAACUGUGUGAGUUCAACUCAAACAGUCACUUUAUAAUUUAUGUGAUAAAUAAAUAUAAUUAAUACUUGUGUAAGGUUCAAUAAUACUAAUUAAUCAGUUAGGUAAUGCAUGUUUGUUUAUUUGUUUUUUUUUUAUGUUAACUCAAAUUAGUUUGUCAA
This is a messenger RNA of Aphis gossypii (cotton aphid), 2019 nucleotides long. RefSeq lists its product as uncharacterized. The transcript is spliced from 2 exons. The coding region runs from base 619 to 1398 and encodes 259 amino acids. The record is from RefSeq and is a predicted model, not a curated record. Lineage: Eukaryota; Metazoa; Arthropoda; Insecta; Hemiptera; Aphididae.